Messenger RNA from Schizosaccharomyces osmophilus, 771 nucleotides. It is a transcript of the gene cmt2, whose product is annotated as catechol-O-methyltransferase. Gene Ontology annotation, molecular function: O-methyltransferase activity. The transcript has a single exon. Lineage: Eukaryota; Fungi; Ascomycota; Schizosaccharomycetes; Schizosaccharomycetales; Schizosaccharomycetaceae. Bases 1 to 771 code for a protein of 256 amino acids. The record is from RefSeq and is a predicted model, not a curated record.
AUGACUGCUGAAUACGAAAAAGAACAUGCUCUGUUGAAUCAUAUAUUCUCUUUGCCAUCUGAAAAAUUGGAUGCAAUUCGUGGAGAACCCGAGUUGGUUUUGAAGGCUAUUGACGAUUAUCAAACAAGCGCACAGAUCCAUUACAUGGAUAUUGGCCAAGUUAAGGGUCGAAUCAUUAUUGACAAAAUCCAAGAAAAGAAACCCAAGGUUAUGGUGGAAUUAGGCGGAUACCUUGGCUAUUCUGCGAUUUUGUUUGGUAAAGAACUUUUGCAGGACCCUGCCGCCCAUUACUAUAGCCUGGAAGUCAAUUCUACCUUUGCUGGAAUGGCUUCCAAGUUGAUUGAUUUGGCAGGACUUUCUCACAAAGUGACGAUCCUCGUCAGCUCUGCAUCAGAAUCGUUAGUUACAUUACAAAAAGCAUUGCAAAAAGAAAUUCCAGGAUUCCACGCAUUUGAUUUUGUUUUCAUUGACCACUGGAAAGAUUUGUACGUUCCCGACUUGCGAGUGAUGGAAUCUUUGAAUCUAAUCGCUCCAGGAACUGUCUUGGUGGGCGACAACAUCUACAAACCAGGUGCCCCAGAAUAUGUCGAAUACAUUCAAGGCACUCCCGACUCCAAGCGUGAGCACAACGCCAAGGUUCGCAAUGUUAAUGGACACGACUUUGUUGGAAGAUGGGAUAUUUUGUACGACUCGAAAACCGUGCCUGUCGAGUUGGGAAAUAGAACGGAUGCCAUUGAAAUCACUCAUUGCACUGGGUACGCUGAAAAGUGA